AUGGCCGACGACAGUGUUCCUCAACCGUUUCCGAACCUUCAGGUGCCCCAGUGGCACUACCAGAUCGCCAAUGUCGAACGACUGAGGGACGAGGCAAGCUCGUCCCUGUGGAAGGCGAUUGAGAAGGAUGAAAUGGCGCCUUAUGUGCGGACCAACAACCUCAAGCCACCCAGUGACGACCUGCUUCCAACGCUUGAGAAGCGCAACGCCGAGGAGCUUGAGUCGCUCGAUACAAAGCUUAAGGAUGCAGAGGAGAACCUUGGCGAGAGCGAGAUCUCAGAACUGUUGCGGUCUAAGGCCAUGUACCUUUGCCGGAUCGGCAACAAGGAAGCCGCCAUUCCUGCUCUCGAGACUGCGCUGGAGAAAACGACCGGUCUCGGAGCCCGCAUCGACUUGGUUCUCGCCAUGGUCCGAAUGGGGUUAUUCAGCGCCGACACGCAGCUCGUGAUCAGCAACAUUGCACGUGCGGCAGACCUCAUUGACUCUGGUGGUGACUGGGACCGCCGCAACCGCCUCAAGGUCUACCGCGCGCUCCACUGCAUGUCCAUCCGGGACUUCAAGGAGGCCGCUGAGCUGCUCAUCGACUCGCUGUCGACGUUUACUGCAACUGAGCUCAUGGAGUACGAGGAGUUUGUUGCCCUCACCGUUCUCGCUGCGGCCGUGGGGUGCGACCGCAAGACCCUCAAGGCGAAGAUCCUCUCCAGCUCGGAAGUGACCGGCUGCAUCUCUUCGGUCACUGAAUUACACGCCAUGGUCGAGGCGCUCUACAAGUCGAGCUACGCCGCGUUCUUCGUCGCCCUCGCCGAGGUCGAGCAGCGUUACCUUGUCACCAACCCCAUCCUUGCGCCUCAUGCUCGCUACUACAUCCGCGAGAUGCGGAUCAAGGCGUAUCAGCAGCUCCUGGAGAGCUACCGCAGCUUGACAUUGGAGCGUAUGAGCCGCUCGUUUGGGGUCAGCGAGGCGUUCAUUGACCGUGACCUCUCGCGCUUCAUCGCCAACGGACGCAUCGCGUGCACCAUUGACAAGGUUAGCGGUGUAAUCACAACCGACAAGCUGUCGUCGCAGAACAAGACUGCGCUGUACGAGCAGUUCCUCAAGCAGGGAGACCUUCUGCUGAGUGACAUGCACAAGCUCCACCGCGUUGUCGGCUAG
Messenger RNA from Cutaneotrichosporon cavernicola, 1152 nucleotides. RefSeq lists its product as uncharacterized. Gene Ontology annotation, biological process: proteasome-mediated ubiquitin-dependent protein catabolic process. Bases 1 to 1152 code for a protein of 383 amino acids. NCBI's taxonomy places the organism in Eukaryota, Fungi, Basidiomycota, Tremellomycetes, Trichosporonales, Trichosporonaceae. The transcript is spliced from 7 exons. Gene Ontology annotation, molecular function: protein binding. The record is from RefSeq and is a predicted model, not a curated record. Gene Ontology annotation, cellular component: proteasome regulatory particle.